AUGACCGUUGGGGACCACGUGACUGUGCCGGCCUGCGUGAUUCCCGGCACGCUUUUCUCCCCAGGACCUAGAGGAUAUAUCUCUACUUCCACUAUAAUAGUGAGAUUCUAUACCAUACUGAGCAAAGAAACUCCAGAUGAAAAUGGCAAAACCCAGCGAAUUGACAGUCUUAUUAUGAAGAAGAUAAAGAAAAAAAAGAAAAAGAAACACCGGGAAGAUAUGAGGGGGAAACGCCUUAAAAUGUACAACAAAGAAGUACAAACAGUUUGUGCUGGACUUACUCGUAUCAACAAAGAGUUUCUGACUCAAGGACAGAGUGAUAACACACAAGUGAACAAGGAAUCCUUUAGGUAUCUGAAGGAUGAGCAGCUGUGCCGAUUAAAUUUGGGAAUGCAGGAAUAUCGGGUGCCCCAGGGAGUACAGACACCAUUUAUGACUCACCAAGAGCACUCUGUUCGUAGCAGCUUCUUGAAAACUGGCACUAAAUUUAGUAACUUUAUUCAUGAAGAACAUCAGUCUAAUGGUGGUGCUUUGGUCCUUCAUGCUUACAUGGAUGAACUCUCAUUUUUGACUCCAGUGGAGAUGGAGAGAUUUGCAGAAGAAUUUCUUGCACUCUCAUUUAGUGAAAAUGAGAAAAAUGCAGCCUACUAUGCUUUAGCCAUAGUACAUGGGGCAGCUGCAUAUUUGCCAGACUUCCUGGAUUAUUUUGCUUUUAAUUUCCCAAACACUCCAGUGAAAAUGGAAAUUCUGGGAAAAAAGGACAUAGAAACAACAACUAUUUCAAAUUUUCACACUCAGGUCAAUAGAACAUACUGUUGCGGAACCUACAGAGCAGGUCCGAUGCGGCAGAUAAGUCUUGUUGGAGCAGUAGAUGAAGAAGUUGGUGACUACUUCCCAGAAUUUCUUGAUAUGUUGGAGGAAUCCCCAUUUCUGAGAAUGACUUUGCCCUGGGGCACGCUUUCUAGCCUCCAGCUUCAGUGCAGGUCACAGAGUGAUGAUGGCCCCAUAAUGUGGGUGAGACCAGGAGAACAGAUGAUCCCGACAGCAGAUAUGCCAAAAUCACCAUUCAAACGACGCCGAUCAAUGAACGAAAUAAAAAAUCUUCAGUACCUACCUCGAACCAGUGAGCCCCGUGAAGUUCUCUUUGAAGACCGAACAAGAGCCCAUGCUGAUCAUGUAGGUCAGGGGUUUGACUGGCAGAGUACAGCCGCUGUAGGAGUGCUGAAAGCUGUACAGUUUGGUGAAUGGAGUGUCCAACCUCGAAUAACCAAAGAUGUGAUUUGUUUCCAUGCUGAAGACUUCACUGAUGUGGUACAAAGACUUCAGUUAGACUUGCAUGAACCUCCAGUGUCACAGUGUGUUCAAUGGGUGGAUGAAGCCAAGCUAAACCAAAUGAGACGGGAAGGCAUUCGCUAUGCUAGAAUCCAGCUGUGUGACAAUGACAUCUACUUCAUCCCUAGAAAUGUCAUUCAUCAGUUCAAAACAGUGUCAGCGGUCUGCAGCUUAGCCUGGCAUAUAAGGCUCAAACAGUACCAUCCUGUGGGGGAGUCUUCUCAAAAUUCAGAAAGCAAUUCAAACAUGAACAGUAGUAUUCCUGAAAAGACAGAGUCAGAAGGUGAACCCCAAUGUGUGAGUGUUAAAACAGAGUCUGAGGAUGUAGAAAUGCAGCAUAAAACAGGGGCACCAUCCUCCUCAUCCUCCUUAAUUUCAUCAAUAUCGGGACUUGUUCUGAAAUCAGAUCAGGUGGCCCAGCCUCUUCCAGUUUUUAAACUAGAAUCCGCUCAGCAACAUAACCCGCAGGAUCACACAGACUCUGCUGUGUGAUAUGUACAUAGUCAAACACAUUUUUUAAACAACUUUUUAAAAUUUUGAUGUGAAGUUAUAGUUUUAUAACUUGCUUAUGUUUUAUUGGAGAAAUCUUGCCUAUAAUUCUAUAAAGAAAGGUGACAUUCCAAAAUGUCAAGCAUAUCUUUUUUACACAGAUUAUGCAAAGUUCAAGUUGUAAUUUACUCCCAUAGUACAGCAUGUAAUAGUGGUCUACCACUUCUUUCUGUUUAGUGAGGUAAUAAUUCAGUAUCUCCUCAUCAAAAUCAGAACAGAAUUCCUCUACAAGCUCAAAAUCAUUGAACUAUCUAAUCCCCUUACUUAAUUUUCUUCUUUAACCUUCACCUUGAAAGGAUGGCUUCUGUAUAAGACUCUCCCAUCUGAUUUUAACUGCUAAAAUCAAAGAGAAAGCACAGCACUUUUGAUGACCAGUGAUGUUAUGGUCUGUCUGUUCUUAAAUUCCUGGUGGAUACUCAAAUUACUAGAUGUAUAGAUUUUUAAAAUGUUAAACAGUUCAUAAAAAGGUGAAGUAUAACAUCUUAUCCUGUUGAAAUGUAAUCACUUACAACACUUUCCACAGUACUGCUUAUAAUGUUUGGUGUGAGGAUUUUACUUCCUAAAUACAUCUUUCCCGAAUAUAUGACGAAUGCUAGAGUUAAUUUUAAAAAAACAAACAAACGCAGUCUCAUGGAGGUAACUGCAUUCUUGUCAGCACUUUAAAGCAUUAAAUUACUAACAAUCUUGGCAGCUUGUUUUGAAAAAUUCACAAUAAGCAUCUGAUGGAAAAUAUCAUCUCCUUGGUACUGAUGCACUUAAUCUAAUAGAGUUGGGUUGGUGAUAACCCAAUUCUAUUGGUUGUCCUUAUUCUCUGAAGUUCUGUAUUACUAUUUCAGAAUAAAAUAUUAUGGCAUUGGUUGGCUGUUUCCACUUGUAGCUCUUGGGUGCCCUGGUGCUGUGUUUGAAAAAUCAGUGACACAAGCUAAUAUGUUAAGUGUCAUCUACCGACAUAGUUAUUUUUAUAGUCUUAUGAUAUUUCUGAAUGUUUGUGUGAUCUGUAUUUGACUUUCACUCACCAAUUAUAUAACAACUGUCUUUUCUAGUCAUCAGAAAGAAGAGUCCCCCACACACACCCAGGAUACAAACUUGAUUUUGGUGCCACUGAAGUUGUCCCAGGACAACUUCAUUGUUCUAAUCCUCACUGGGGUAGGAAAGAGAUUUCUAACACUAUAUUAGGAUAAGGAAAAGAAAAGAUGCUGUGGUAUUAGUUCUGGGUGCAUCUUUUAAAUAUCAAUUAUAAAUCUUCUCUUUAAAAGGUUCUGAAAUAUGUUAAUCUGUUAUUAUAAAUAUUACUUUGUGCAAUAUUGUUUUGUGUAGACUUAUAUGCAUCUUAGCACCUCAGUAUAGAGGUCACAAUUGAUAGCAAAAUAAUCAUCAGAAAAUACUGCAAUGAUUAGUUAGAAUUUGUAUUACUCCUUAUAUAUGUAUAUGUACGUAUUGUCUUCAGUACAAAAAUGAAGGCACGUUAGAAAAUAUUUCAGACUAAUUUACAGAUUGAAGUGGUGGUGACUUGUUUAGUAAUCUGUGUAAAUAAGGUGUUAGAAUGGAAAGCUUUUAUGAAAAGUAAUAUGAUUCAUGCAGGGGUAUAAUUUAAUUUUAGCAAAAAUUAUAGAUUAUCAAAAGUGGUUCAGAAACAGGCUCUCUGUUCUCUGGCAUUUUUCCCACUUUUUUGUUGAGAAGAAUUUUAUAGAGCUUUAAUGGGGUUGUGCAAAGUAAAAUUCUUCACAGGCGAUAUUGAUUUCAGUGCCUCUUUAAUUUUAACAUUGAAUAAUAUUAUAUUAGUGUUGUUUUCCCUUUCUUUUUUAACUCGCUCUGCUUGUCUUCCAAGUGCUUGUUUCUCUUCUCUCAUGUGCUAUUCAUUGGCCAUGUCAAAGAUGGUAUCACGAUCUCUUAAUCAUUGCUAACUAAUAAGGUGAUUGUCCUUGGAUGGUCAGCACUGUGUAUAAAUCACUCAGGAACUGAUAUAUCUUCAAAGAACUUACAUUUGAAGGAAAAGCUAUUCAUUUAUUUAUAAAACCAGUUCUCCCCUUAUAUCUUAAAAAGCAAAAAUUAAACAUACUUAGGCUAAAAAGGGUCACAAUUUAAGAUGAAACCAUGUACCAUUAAUUUUUAUUUGUAUUCCUCUAGAGCUUGAAAUAGAAUGAAGAGACAUGUAAUUUUUUAAAUGCGCAUUGGAAGUGUCUGUAAACUAUAUUAAAUAGCAUGCUUUUAAACUAACAUGAACAGUAGACCAGCUGAAUGCUUCACACUGCUCUCAAAAGCGUUUCCUGCUUGUGUGAAAUAAUCUAUUCUUUCUAAAAUAUCAAGAAAUUGUUUCUCUUUUACUUCUGUGGAUUGAAUGACUUUAUCCAUUGUACCAUACUUUUCUUUUACUCACUAGUUCAAAACCUAAAGUAAUGCCCCCCCUCUUCAUUACAAAUUAGUCAUAGAAUGAUUUAGAUAAAGUUGUUGUUGUUGUUAUUUGUAGGACUGAGAUAAAGAUGAGCAGAUUUUUGUUUCGGGUAAAAUGUUAUGAAGCUUUCAAUUUUAUUAUGGAUUUUGUCUUAAUUUUGCUUGUACGAAAUUUAUUGUUUAAUGAAAUACUAAUGCAACUUUUGAGACAUUUGUAAAAUCCAAAAUUACCACUCUUCUUCCAAACCCAGAUAAUCUCUAAAUAUAGGGUAUAGAAAGUAUUGCUCCUGAAAUCGAUAACUAAAUCUGUUGCCCAGUAGACUGAAAUCAGUGUAUUACAGUUGGAAUACCUUCAGAUACACAGUACUCUAAAAUGGUUGGCAAUGAAAAGUGGCUUACUUAAUAAUGAAUAUGAAGAAUACAAAUGCCGUACAGUGUAGGAAUGUUAGAGUGUACCUGACUAACCAUUUAGCUGAUAAGCUGAUACUUAUUGGCUAGUGGUGUCUGUUCCAUUCAGCUGGCUCCCAGGAACAUGGCUUCGCUGUGGCAAAGCAGGAAAGCCUCCUCCCGAGAGUCAGGUGGGCAAGGGCUGCUCACUUCACUCAGAGAGGAGGCUUCACUGCACAGCCUCCUCCCUGGGAGCUGGGCAGGGAAAGGAAUCCGCCUCCUUGGGAGCAGAACUGGCAGGGGCUUGGUGGCCCCUGUCCCAGGGAGACUUUGCUGCGGGCUCCGCAGUUAUAAAGCUUAAACAAGUUUUUAUACAUAAGCUUUAUCCUGCAGAACCUGCAACGUGUAACUGGGUAACCGCUGAGAGCUUCAUUGGUUACAUGGUUACUGAUGUAACUGACUUUUUACAUCCCUAAUACAUUGUGCUUUGUGAGAAACUGAGUGACAGAUGGUGAAGUUAAUCCUUCCAGUAUAGUAUUGGCCACCUCAAAUCUUUGUCUAGUCUUAAGAGUAAAAUAUUUGCAAAUAAUUGGUGGAGAAAGGCAACUUCUGAUUGACUGUUAUCACUCAAAGAUUUCAGAAGCUAGCUCAUUAAAUUCAGUGAUAAUGUCUAUGCCAAGGGUGGGGAACCUAAGGCUUGGGGGACCCCAGCUUUCCUGGAUCUGGCCCCUGAUGCUUGGGUCUCCCCUCCCAGCCCACUCCUGCGCGCUUCCUUUCACCCAGACCCCACACCCCAAACUUGCUUCCC
Messenger RNA from Pelodiscus sinensis (Chinese soft-shelled turtle), 5467 nucleotides. The record is from RefSeq and is a predicted model, not a curated record. NCBI's taxonomy places the organism in Eukaryota, Metazoa, Chordata, Testudines, Trionychidae.